UGGCAACUCUUCAAAAGCCAACAAAAAGUCCAAGGCAGCCAAGUAAAUGGCGUCUCAAUUUGUUUUUUAUUCAUCAGGAAAGUGUUUCCAAUCUGUUUCGUCGUCUUUUACAUGUAUCUAUUGAAGUGAUAUCGAUUUUAUUAGUAUUAUUAAUGUAACAUUGACGAAUUGUGCCUUGUGUCGCGGUUUCACCAUUUCGUGUGAACAAUGGCGUCGAAAGAUUCAUUACAAUCCCAUGUAAAAGUUAGUGGAAAUCAUGACUGUAGUGAAUACACUAACGGUGAAAAGGCUGGAGCAGAUGCCGGUGAAGGUAUUAAACGCCGACGAUCAAGUCAGGGUUGUCGAAAACUAUCAAAAUUAGGCAAUGAUCAAAGUGUGCCAACUAAUUUGAAACAUGCAACAUCUAGAGAUUUCAAAGAGAGGAAACGCAAACUUAGCGACGAUUCAAAAGAACUAUGUGUUUGGGGCGAAAAUACACGACCGGCGAAACAAAGCAAGAUAUGGCCAGUUUUCGAUUCAGGUGGAUUUGGGGAUACGUCAAUACUCACCAUGCACAUCUUUCACAAGACACCACCAAUGAAAAAUCCCCUACUAUUCAACAGGACGAACCUUGAUGUCACACAACCAUUGCUAGACUGUAUUGGAGGUAUUAAUGCAUCGUGGAAGCAAACACAGUUAUCAAAUACAAUUCCACACGAUGCUACAACCAAAAGGAUAUAUUCUUCAGUAUCAAGACAGCUGAGAAUAAUCAACACACAUUUCCAACACGCAAUGUCAAAAUACAAAUAUCCUAAAGUUACUCAAGCAAAUGUCUUAUUAGAAGGAAGCUCAAGACGGCUAUCUACUCAUUUCAACUUAUCACUGAAAGCUAUCAAAUUCCAGUCAUCAAGAAGAGAAUUGCCAUGUUAUGGAAAUUUGGUGUUGCCGUUUAAAAUAAAACAAGAAAGAUCAACGUCACCACAAAUGUUUGUUAAUAGAGUGAAAAUGGAGAUGGAGAAAGUAAAAGUGGAAAGGGAUAGUAAGGAGAAGGAACGUGAGCGGGAGAAGGAGAGAUCUCACUCUUCUCGCCACUCUUGUCAACAAUGCAGGCGUCGAGCGCGUGUUAAACGUUGCUCUAUUGGUGUUCAGUGUCGAAGAGAGAGAACUGCUCCCACUUGGGGACCCUUAGCUUUGAGCUUGGACCUUAAAGAUUUGAAGUAUCAUCGACUUAUGCGUGUCGAAACACAUCCGAAUGGGGGCGCUAGUGUCGUUUACUUACAUCAGAAUGAUGUUGAUAUGCUGGGACCAGUACAGCAGGAGGCAUUAGCUAAGGAAUUUCUUAAGCUAGUAUUCUCAGAAGACAGUGAAGGCUGGGCGCAUUUUGUAUGUGGAGUAGUUCGAGGUGCUGCAGGGAGAUUGCCUUGUCUCUUAAAAUAUCUCUCGGACCAAUAUCCCUCACUCACUGUAAAGGCCGGAGUGUUAGCAAGAGCAUCAGAUAUAGAAACCACUACAAUUAGUCGGUAUUAUCAACAGGUCCAACAAUCAUAUCUAGCGGGCACAUUCCGGAGUGGUCCUCUGCAUCAGAUCUCCCUCGUAGGAACAGUCCAUGAAGAAGUUGGGGGGUACUUCCCUGACAUGCUGGAAAUGCUGGGCGAGUGUCCGUUUCUUAAUUUGACCAUGCCGUGGGGUCCAAUGGCCGCUGUAGAAAUGGAGCCCCAGGAAUCGAACGAUGGUCCCAUUUUGUGGAUAAGACCUGGGGAGCAACUUGUACCUACUGCUGAAUUGGGAAAGAGUCCUAUCAAGAAGAGACGUACUGGUAUAAAUGAGCUUCGGAAUCUCCAAUACCUUCCAAGGUACAGCGAGGCUCGUGAAUUUCUCUUCGAAGAUAGAACCCGCGCACACGCAGAUCAUGUGGGACACGGCCUCGAUCGCAUCACCACUGCUGCUGUCGGUGUACUAAAAGCGAUCCAUUGCGGUGAUGAGCAAGACCGCGGCAGAAUAACGAAGGACGUGGUGGCUUUUCACGCGGCAGACUUCAACAAAUUAGUGCAACUCCUGCAACUUGAUUUGUACGAGCCGCCCAUUUCGCAGUGUGUCACUUGGCUAGAAGAAGCGAAACUCAACCAACUAAGAAGAGAAGGAGUUAGGUAUUCCCGUCUUCCUCUGAGCUCUGAUGAUAUCUACUUUUUACCAAGAAAUAUUAUACAUCAGUUCCGGACUGUGUCAGCUGUUACUUCUAUUGCCUGGCACCUACGUCUUAAGCAGUAUUACCCAUCUUCAGAGGCGUCCUCUCCAGCUGACGAGAGGUUACCACCCGAUGCACCAAUAGUUAAUAAUUCAGAAUCCAGUAAAACCUCCAAUCACAAGAGUGGGGUAAUAGAAAUGAGAGCACUUAGUGCUAAAUUUAAAGAAAAGUCCGAAUUAAAGAUAUCAGAGAGUAGAAAAAGCCUAGAUAAAGACAAAAAUGAGAAACGGUCAGACAAACAUGAUCGAUCCGAAAAGACUGAAAAAGAUAGACACAGACAUAAAGAUUCUGAUAAACAUAAGUGUGAGAAAUCACAAAGAUCAAGUGAAAAAUCGGAAAGAGCAAGUGAUAAGACUGAUCGGUCGAACGAUAAGGCAGACAAAAACACGGAAAAAAAUGAUGUUAGAACAGAUAAAAAAGUUGCUGAUCUUAAAUACGAAAAGGUUGAAAUGAAAACUCCAGAAAAGAAAAUGCGAGAGAGAAAUAUGGUUGGGAAUGCAUGUUCUGUUAAACCAGUGUUGCGGUUAGACCGAGAUCAAACCGACAAGCUUAACCAUGCCAAGGAAAAAUCUGAAGCUAUAGAUAAGCUUGAAGUGAAAGAGAAAGAUGUUAAAUCUGAUCAUAAAUCAGAACGAGACCGAACAAGAGACAGAUCAGAUAGAAAAGAUAGAGAAAAACCAGAAAGAUCUGAAAGAGACAAGAGAGAGCGGUCCGAGAAAUCUGAUAGAGUAGAAAAAGAUAGGUCUCAUGAUCAUCAUAGAAGACACUCAAAGCAUAAAUCUCAUAAAUCAGACAGAAGAGAAAGAGAACAUAGGCACCGAAGCUCGGAAAGAAGACACGACAAACAUAAAGAAUCUAAGGAUAGAACAGAUAAGUCGAGAGAUGCUAAAGAAAAAGAUGUUAAAAACUAUAUAAAUGUGAAAACUGAUACUAAAUCGGAAAGUGUGCAGAAGACAGUAUCGGAAGAAAAACCAGUGUGUGUAAAGGAAACAAAAGUUGUCUCUGAUAAUAAGUCUGUUUGUGAAAAGGAGACAAAAGUUGUCUCCGAUGAAAAGUCUGUGUGUGUGAAAGAAAGUGAAAGUGAUAAUCUUCAUCGGCCACCGGAUUAAGCGAAACUCUACUUGGAUGUCACGGUAAGGUCUUAACCUAAGGGUUUUAGUGACUGGGGCCAAAAAUUCAUGUCUGAAUCACCAUUAAAAAAAUUGUAAAUAAAUAAUUACAAAGUAUAUUUAAAUCGGUAAUAUUUGGUUUUAUUAAAAUUAUUCUCACAGCAAAACUUAACAAAAUUUAUAUUAUUUAAAAUCUACUGAAAUUGGUUUAUUUCAAAUUAAUAGUUAUUGUAACUUUUCAUUUUAAGAUAUUGGCCAUUUAAGUUAAUCUCAAUGCAAGAGUACGAUCUCAGAAACUUUACCGUUACAUUCAAUCACUUUCACUAGAGUAAGGGUUGUAAAUAUAGUGUAAGACGUCUCUCAGAGGCUAAGCAGUGUUGGUUAAAUGCGCAGUUUUAGUUUUAUUAGAAUAAUUGAGAGAGCUCAAAAUAAAA
Molecule: messenger RNA, 3767 nt
Organism: Pieris napi
Lineage: Eukaryota; Metazoa; Arthropoda; Insecta; Lepidoptera; Pieridae
Exons: 12
Coding region: 208-3333 (1041 amino acids)
Cellular component (GO): nucleus
Source: RefSeq, a predicted model, not a curated record